This is a messenger RNA of Diaporthe citri, 2790 nucleotides long. RefSeq lists its product as uncharacterized. Gene Ontology annotation, molecular function: protein binding. The coding region runs from base 1 to 2790 and encodes 929 amino acids. The transcript has 4 exons. NCBI's taxonomy places the organism in Eukaryota, Fungi, Ascomycota, Sordariomycetes, Diaporthales, Diaporthaceae. The record is from RefSeq and is a predicted model, not a curated record.
AUGUCCCUGGGGAUCACUGCACUAUGGAGGGCUCGACCCCAGCGACGGGUCGGCCUUCUGAUUCCCAGGGAGCCUCUCCUCGUCCUGCGCCCGCCCUACAUCCGCCCUCCUGCCACGAGCUCUUUAUUUUCCACUCGCGCACCCCUCAGAUUUCCCGACACAGCCAAGGAGGAGGAGGUUGAAAUGCAACAGGAUAAUGCGACCGAACCCUGCGAGCCUCCCCCGGUGCGGCCGGCAGAAGUUGUCGGCCAGGGCGAAGAGGCAAAAGAGCUCAGGGCCUGGCUCUCCAAAGCGCCCAAGAGGGAGAGAAAGAAGACCAAGGGGCCCAAGACCAAUCCGGAUGACCUCGAGGAGUCUCUGGAACGCAGCAAAAGCGCCAAGUCCGUCUUUGUCAAACCCGCCCGGACAUACCCAAACAAGAGAGAGUCGCGCAGGAGCUUAAGGGCUCACCAGGAGAGCAUCUCGACCCAGGAGUCUGUACAAUGGAUCGACGAUGGGAUGAAGAUUGAGCUACCCGAGCGCAAGCUCGCGGCUAUCAUGGACGACGGUGGCGACGAGAAGAUAGGGGCCAUCAGAAGGCGAAACGGGGGCUUCUAUCAAAGUAUCCAGGGCCGACACCCCGACCGCCUCAUCGACUCUGUUGAUCUCUGGGACGCGGGCUGGCAUCAAUCGCGCGACCGCCGAGUUCAGGAGAAUCGCGGCGACGAAGACUUCUUUGUGCCACCCUUGACCAGGGAAGAGGGCGGCCCUUGGCAGCGAUUCAAAGUUGAUCACAACGCGUACACCACACCGUGGCCAACGCACAUAUCUUUCAGCUCGUUCGAGCGGUACGUGGCAUCGCUUACGGAUUCUGUCAUGUACCCACACCUCAACUCUGUUCUCUACAAUCCUACGAGGCACGCAGUCAUCCUUGACCACGAGCGUGCAGUUGCGCGGCGACUUAAGCGUGCUUUCAUGAACUACGAGGCACGGCCGUGGAUUUCGUGCUCCGCACUUAAGCUCGCGCUGUCAUUUCUCUCCCGGAAAGGUGACAAGUAUCUUCCAGAAGCGCGGAGCAUCUUCGUUACGAUGGACCGAUUCGGCCUACGGAUGGAUGCAGACGUUUUCAACAUGAUGUUGAGGGCGGCGACAACAACACGCCAUCUGCGGCAGUUCCGACAGGUCGUGCUCCUCAUGACCAAGAAGGGGUUCGCCCCCAAUCUCGAUACGUGGAUCCUCUUCCUGCGGAUGUUCCAGUCUGUCGAGGUUAAAAGCUACGUCCUCCAAGCCAUGAAUUCGAAGAAUCUGCUGGGGACCCCCGAAGCCAUCCAACGUGUCGCGGAGGAGAUGGCGCCCUUUGACACUGAGCAUGCAAUGAGCCAGGGCAAAGACUUGUCGGCGUUCAUGGAGGAGCAGGGUGACCGGUACGGCCCUGACUGGCUCACACGCGACGCGGCGAACCAGGUACUGGACGUCCUCUGCCGCCACGGGCGGUUCCAAGAUGCCUUUGAGCUGCUGGACCGCAUGCACGCGCACGUGGAGUCGACUCCGGUGGAGUACAAGGCCGACCGGAUCGCGCACGAACCCGACGUAAUCAGCUUCAAUACCAUCAUAUCACAUGCCAAGACCCAGGGGAAGAUGCCGGUGGCCGUCAACGCCAUACGCAAGAUGAAGACAACUGCGUUUCACACCCAGGUGGAUCGGGUCACCUUCGGGCUCCUCUUCGAGAUGGCGUGGAAGUCGCGGCUCCGAUUUUCCCUCUCGAUCAUCUGGAAGUACGCCUCGCUGGCCCAUAUGACCACAUGGCGUAUGCGCUAUCGCGUCGCGGCCUUGAUCAAUGGGCAGCCAAAGAAAGAAGGCGAGGAUGUAGACCACGGCAUCUCAGCUUCCAUAUAUGCACAGCUAGGAGGCGAGAGGCUAGCGCAGGACCUCGUCGGCGGCGAACAGGCCCUCGCCAAGAUCAGGUCGCUCGCCGAGGGACGCAGCCGCGCCGAGCUCGGCGUCCUCGCCGCCAAGUGCUGGCCGGAGGCGUUCUGCGACUACGGCCCGAGGAUCUCGCUGGGCCACGUCCUCUCGCAGGCUGUCCUGAGGGACUACUCGUGCCUCUCGAGGAAGAACAAGAGAAGUGCGGCCCACGCAGAGGAGUGGCUUAAGUUCAGCCCUAGCGCGAUGCCGCUGCGGAAAAGGGUCCGGAAACAGGAGUACUGGGCUGCCGACCUCUCCCCGCUGGAGCACCAGGGGCCCGAGCCGAUCAGGCCUGGGGACAAGUGGGCGCUCGACGAGACGCCGGGACAUGGCAAGAGGAAGCUGAAGGACAGUCCCCGCGAGCAGCCGGAUCCGUCCCAGACCAGGAUUGUGUCGUGGGAUCGCUCCCAGCGUGUGGGGAUGGCCAUCCUGGACCCUGAGGUCUGGGCUGACAUCCGGGGCGGGUACAAGGGGCCUGAGACUGCGGAGGUUGAGGCGCCGCCCAGGCACGAUAUCCAGCGGCGCAACGAGAAGGACAUCCUCGCCGCGCUGGGGAGGCUGGAGGUGAACUACCUGAGCUUCCGGAAGGUGGUGUCCGUCCUGGACGAUGAGCAGUUUGACUGGGCUGCGGCCGAGAGGGAAAGAAAUGCCCGGGAUCACGCACUGGAAAGCGAUUGGAGGAAGAUUCUGUCUUCAGAUGCUUCAUUCCGUGAGUAUGAUGAGGUCGUUGGUGGUGAUGAGGAGUUCGGUGCGGCGGGUGAUGACGGCGUCGAUGAUGGGGUUGGACAAGGGAAUCGGAGAGAUGGAGAAGAAGAAGUCAAAGCAGACUCACAAGAACCUGUAUAA